AGUUUCAAGACUAAUUUUAACCAAAGGCCUCGGAAAUUUCCACCUGUCCAUUAUUGAUUUCAAGUUUUAGUCUACAAUUUGUGUUUUCGCCAUAUCGGAAGCGAGAAUGGCACUGAGUAUCAAAGAAAAACAUCAAUUCGGAUUCUAUAACAAUCUUAGAUUGAGGAUAUUUCAAGUUCAUGAUGGGAACCAGUUGAGAUACCUAGAAGGAGAACAGAACGUAGAACUGCUGUGUUGUCAUCCGUGUAUAAAACCUGUUAUUGAGAAUUUUCAAGCUGUUCUGAUGUUCCAGAACCCUGAACAGAAAACAAGAGCAAUCGAAUGUCUUGAAAAGAUUCGUGAUGCAUACAAACAAAAUUUGAAUAUUCAAGCAAAUCUUGCAGAAAUGUAUAGACAAACGAAACAGACAACAAAAGAAGAGGAUUGCAAGAAAAACAUAGAUCGAAUUCUCCAUUCCCCCGAUAGAGACCUCGAAAAAGCCAGAAGUUUGGCGGAACAAGGAUACAUUUUGAUAAUAGACCUACAUUCGGAGACGACUGAUAGUCCAGAGAAAAAGAUCAUGGACUUCAGGGAUCAAGUGAAAGAAAUUUUGGAGUCCUCAAGAGGACGUAUACAGGUUGCAGGAUGUGAGAGUAUUCUUAAAGACGUAACAACAAUUCGGAAAAAGCUGUUGGGGUUGCAUACAAACUGCCACAAAGAAACAACACAAGAGAGGAAACGGGCAGUUAAAACAUUAGCAGAGGCCAUCAAGAUUUUUGAAAUCCUCAUUCAAAACGACAAUACAAUAUUGACAGAAGUAAUUGUUUGGAGGCAUUAUCUUGGUAAAGCAUACCACAGAUUGAGUGGUGGAAGUGAUGAAAUAUUAUCAGGUCUAGAUAAAAAGAUAUACAUUAAGAAAGCAGUUGAAUCUUUUGAACAUGUAGCCGUUCAUUUUCAAUCCAAGGUUACUGAUGACAAAGAGGCAAGAAUUCUUGCAAGAACGUAUGCGUAUAUCGCCUGCAUUUACAUUCAAAAGAAGCACAGAAUAAAAUCAGAUGAACAUUUGGGAAAACUGAAAGUAAAAGACAUUAUUGCAUUUCAAGAGCCGAUGCGAAUAGCAGCCCUUGCAGAGGAAAUUUGCAGUAAACAUCCCGAUCGAGUUACUUUCAAUAGACUUGGUAUAUUGCAGGAAGUGGUAAAAGAAUGGUCGAAAGCGGAAGAGUAUUACAAUAAAUCUAUAGCUGUGUGCAGUGACUACAACUGGUUUGCCUAUUCCUUACUUUGCCAGCUUUAUUUAAAUAAACAUGUUGACAAUUUUAGGGUUGACAGACAAGAGUCUAGAAAUUCAGAAGAAUUAAAGAAAGCCAAAGAAUAUGGAAUAGUCAGUCUAGACAAACGAAAAACAAGCACCACACUAUGCAGACUAGCCAAAGUUUGUAAAUACAUGGGAGAAUGGAAGGAGGCAAUCGGAUAUCUCCAUACUGCUCUCUGUAGCCACGAGUGUGACAAGCACCAUGAAUUAUAUGCAAUCUUGGCAUACUGCGAGUACAAAACAGGAAAUUUUGAGGGUGCAGUUCAUAUUAUGAAAAUAGCCAUUACUAUAGAGCCUCAAAAUCAAAAAGAUCCAUUGAAUUUCAAACAAUUUCUUGAAUAUUUAUUGGAAAAUUUUAGAGUUAACUUCAAAAGGUCUAAGGGACAGAUUUGGCAAAGAAAAAAGAAAGAUUUAGAAGAGAUAUGCUGUGUUCUUGAAGAAGCACACAGAAAGCAUAAGCAGAGAAUCAAGUACCAGUGGAUAAAUGUGAUUAAUAACUACCCACACGAGACUGUCGAGGUUCUAGACACAUUGAUUAAACAGAUAUCAAGUGAUAGGCGAGAUACUUUGAUUAAAAUGGGGUUGAAAGCUUUAAAUCAUCACAAAGGAGAACAUGUCAAGGAACGUGCAAGGAAACUGGAAGAGAAAAGAAUGACCAAUCAUACACAUCAAGAACCAGAAGUUUCAAUAGACCAACUCGUUGGACAAAUAUCAGAAAUUUCUACAACAACUGAUGAUUAUCUUUUCGACUAUUAUGUUCUUUUUGGUCCAUCAGAAAGAUCAUGGGUAGAAAAUAUUUUCCUGGAUGUAAUUGGAAAAGAGUUCAACACGACAGAAUCAAUUUUAGAAGGUCUAACAUUCAAACCUGGACACACUACUGAGUAUAUCUACAAAAAAUGCAGAAUGUUUGUAUUUGUCAUUUCUGAGGAUUUCAAAACAACACCAAGACUUACUGCUCUUGCCCAAGAACUCAAAACCCUGUGCAUCGAUAACAAGGAAGACAGAAUUAUUCCAGUAACACGAGAUACAGACAUGCCAGACUUUUUGAGCACUUUAGAACCCGGUCAUGCAGAUGAUAUAUUUACGAUCAGAAGUGCCAUUCUUUUAGGAUUGAAUGAAAGAAAAGACUUGCAUGAUGACGACGGUGAUGCUGAUAAUGAGGACAACACCAGUGAUGAGGAGAAAAUAGAACAAACAGAUGAAACAUCGCUAUACCAAAGAACAGAGAGCGAAUAAUGCAUUCAGUUUUUAAGAAACCGUAAUACAUAUAGUAUGUUCUUGAAGUUAACAAAUAGGAAAACAAUUUCUAUUCAUCAAAUUAGAAUACGAAAAUGAACAUUUCAAAUGCGACACCUUUUUUCAAUGUUCGUUCAGUAUUGUUGUAGUCGUUUUUAGUUUCUAAGGUAGAUUUUGUAUCAUAGUUCUGAGAUAGUAAAAUGUAAAAUAACAAAAAUACCGAACUUUGAGGAAAAUUCCAAACGGAAAGUCCCUAUUCAAAUGGCAAAAUCAAAACCUCAAACAUAUCAAACGAAUAGAUAACAACUGCCGUUUUAUUGUCUUGGUACAAUUUUGGGGUCGUAUAAAAAUUGCAAUCAAAUUGCUAAAUACCCGUCUUAGAUUUCAACAACAAAAAAGGUUAAACAUUCCGAGGGAGCGAUCAGAAAAAAGUAAAAUCACAAAAAUACUGAACUCCAAGGAAAUUUCAAAACGGAAAUUCCCUUAUCAAAUGGCAAAAUCAAAUGAUAAAACAAAUGGACAACUGUCAUAUUCAUGACUUGGUACAGGCAUUUUCAAAUGUAGAAACCACAGUCCAAGAUAUUUGUAAACUCCAUUGCAAAUUAAAGUCUAUAAAUCACCUCAUAGAAAAUUAUAAAUUGAGUAUUCAAAAACCUUCCAAAAGUAUGGGAUGAACUGGGAUCAUCUUCUGUGACACACCUAUUUUAUAAUGGUAAACCGAUUCAUGGAGAUAUGACUAUAGUUUUAUAGAUUCCAAAUUCAUGUAUUUGGUUUUGAUGUUAUAUUUGUUAUUCUCGUGGGAUUUUGUCCAGUGCUUGGUCCGUUUCUGUGUGUGUUACAUUUCAGUGUUGUGUCGUUGUUCUACUCUUAUAUUUAAUGUGUUUCCCUCGUUGUUAGUUUUACCCCAAUUUUGUUUUUUGUCAAUGGAUUUAUGAGUUUUUAACAGCGGUAUACUACUAAUGCCUUUAUUUACACUUAGGAAACCUUUGCGAUGUUCACAAACUUUAAUACAAGACAAAAAUGGUAGGAAAUGUAAGCUCUAGAAUAUUGCAUGAACUGAGAGAGAUAAUGAUGUCCAUAAUGUACAAGUUAUAUUUAAAAUUUUGUAGCUCUGUUUUGGGGUGUAUAUAUUGUUGUAUUAUUGUCAAUUUAGUUUGGACUUUCUGAUUGUCAAGUGUUUUCAAUAAUCAGUCAUUUUCUUGGUUAAACAUUUAACAUUUGUGUAUAUUAGAUUCAUAUAAAACUUUCAUUUUUUUAUUUAAUUUGUUGUCCAUGUAUUAUUAUAAUCUAAAUGUUAUGAAAAUAAUUAUGAUAUAGUGUAA
This is a messenger RNA of Mytilus trossulus (common blue mussel), 3849 nucleotides long. RefSeq lists its product as uncharacterized. The coding region runs from base 107 to 2527 and encodes 806 amino acids. The transcript has 4 exons. Gene Ontology annotation, molecular function: protein binding. The record is from RefSeq and is a predicted model, not a curated record. Lineage: Eukaryota; Metazoa; Mollusca; Bivalvia; Mytilida; Mytilidae.